UGGACUCGUCCUACACAGUAUGUAUGCACAAUACAUAGGUGCACUGGCAAAGGCCAGCCUCGCGAGCAUGCAGACCAUAACUCACUGGUCCAGGCUGUCUGGACGACUCGGAACUUUCCGUCUGAGCGCAAGACUCGAGGCAAGGGGCUGAACCAACCACAUCGUCUGUCAUUUGAGGUUAUCAUCAAGUUCUAUCGACGUGGCCGGCCAGCCAGUUUCAACUCUCCAUCCAUAACUCCUACGUAUACGUGUAUGUGCAUACAGUACAUUCAAGGCACGUUCAUCUCAAUGAACUGGAUUCACUGGCUUUACACUGAUGGACCCUGCCAUCGAGAGGCCAAGACACUUCUGGAGCAAUAGCCCGUCCUCCGCGUCCUCGGUCCAGGCCGUUGCUGGCCAAGUAGCCGUCUUCCACUCCUCUUUUGAUGCCGUUGGCGGCGCUGCACAUGUUUCCUUGGACGGUCUCAUCAGCCAGGCGGCCGUGAGACCGGUGCUGUGGGACGUGGCCGUGAGACGCUUCGCCUCGCCGUCCUACCAUGGCACCAACAGACACCAACUCGUAGCGCGCAUGGACAGUGCCAGGAGAGCAUACGCGAAAGCAUUUGUGGCAAUCCAAAAGUCGGUUAAGGAUGUCGACGCCGCCGCGAUCCUCUCACACAGCUCUGAGUCGGAUGUGGCCCAGCUCGCGCUGGAGCUCUUCGACCAGCCGACUUCCACAGCCGACGAUAAGGGACGCGUCUCGCAGUUCAUUGACCUGAUACACCACUACCAUGGCGUCUUCGAUGUGCUCUCCCAGGCUGGCGAUUUUGGCUAUCUGCCUGUUAUCUGGGGCGGGGUGAAGCUGUUGCUGAUGUUUGCCAAGAACAAAAGGGAACUCCUCUCCAAGGUGACAGAUAUGCUCAUCGAGAUCGGCUGGUCCCUCUCCCGCAUCGAAGUGUAUGCCGCCUUGUUCCCAACCGCGCGCAUGGUCGAGCUCAUUUCGAUGCUCUAUGCCGCCGUGGCCGACUUUCUUCAAGAUGUGGUCCUUCAUUUCGCCCACAAGUCCACCGUGCGCAAGGUCCUGUCCUCCUUCGUCCGCCCCUUCGAGGAAAGGUUCGGCCGCGCCAUGGACCGUAUAUCCCGCCUCGUGCGCUGCAUCGAGAGUGACGCCCUCGCCCUACACGCCCUCCAGACCCGCAGCAUGGCACAGCGCCAAAUGGUCGAUGCGGCAUUGCACCAUCACCACGUUCAAGCCACCCUCAGCUCCCUCCCGUUACCACCUCACCCCCUCGGACCACGCUCUCCCUCCACCCCUUCGCCGUCCAACAUAUUUCCGGACCUUUUCCACCAGAUCCGCCACCUCCUCUUCCACAACUUUCCAUCCCAGGCGACGUACCACGAGUCGCUUGCCGCAACCUACUCGGUCACCGCCCGCGCGUGGGAGAAGUGGUUCGCCGUGGAACAGCGAUAUCUCCCCUCCUCGGCCGUCGCCGCCGUUUCCCUCGACGACCCAGACAGGAAUGGCAACAAGGACAACAACAACAACAGGAGCACAGUCGGGAAAGCCCGUCUCAGCCACGGGCUGUGCGAUGCGCCCGACUACCAGCACGCUCUGCAGUGGGCGGCACAGCAGCGGCGUCUGACCCCGCACAUCCCCAGUGCCUACCUGAUCUGGGCGCAGGGCAUGACGGUGCACACGGCGCUGGCGAGCCUGAUCUUCCAGGUGCUGCAGCAGCGGCCGGGCGUUGUGGCCGAGCAUAAUCUGGACAUGGACACGUUCAAGCGGGCGGCAAGCAGCGUGAAGCGGCUGUGGGAUCUCUUUGUCUAUCUCAUGAAGGUGCUUGGCGGGAGCCUGAUCUAUAUCAGCAUUGGCUCGGCCGGGCCAGAUGAGUUUGCCCUGGUGGAGAAGUUUGUCAACACAGUCAGGAACUGGGAGGGCCCCCCGAUCUGGGUGACGCUCAUUCAUCCGUAUCAUGACGGCUUUGUCGGCAUGGAGGAGGCGACGGAUCUGGAUGGGUUGUACGACGUCCACCCGUCGCUGUGCGUCACGGAUGCGCUUCAUCACGUGCUGAUGCUGGAGCUGGAUAUUCACCAGGUGGAUAGCACGAUCCAAACGGUGCUCUGGGAGGCGGUGUGGAGGGAGACGAGGUACGCGUCGGUCGGGGUCUCCUUGACGCUCGUGGUGGAUGCCAUACAGAGGUCGGCGGAAGAGUUGUCGCGGCAGCAACAAGAGCUACGGCAUGAAGCCCGGGGGCCAGUACUGGGCGACACUGAGAGGGAGCUGUGGGUAGCGGCGGUGCAGGAAUGGAUUAACGACCCUGUCGCCUCGAAUGAGCUUCGCGAGCUCGUGCAGCGACACCUCGAUAUUGUCGACCUAGCCCUGCCGCAUGACAUCCGAGCCGCCAUCAAUCGCCAUCUCAAGCGGCUGGUGCUCGUCCGGAUCGACGAGGACAAGGCGAGCUCAUUCGCUUCCCGGUCCAUGACCCAAAUCCAGCGGAGUCGCGUGUGGGAGAGGAUGAAGGAAGCUAUCAGGCCGGCCGCCGAGGUCAUGUUCUGCGGGACGAUACUGGACGUGGUGGCGGACACACUGGACAGCUACGCCACCAUGCCGUGUCAAACCGAGGGGCAGGCGGGUCUGGUCGUUAUGAAGCUCAUGAAUGAACGGUUUGGCAGAGACGGGACGUGGAACCUCUCCAUGUCUCUCGACGAGCAGCUCAUGGUCCAAGGGAUCAUGCGGGCUAUCAUAGCUGGCUUUGAAGACACGCUUGACGCGUUGUCAGAACCGGAGGGAGUUGAGGAGGGCAGUGACUAUAUCUGAUGUAUAGUGGUUCUUUAAGUUUCCUCUGACGCUGCUUGGACUACCUAGGCAACGAACUACUCAGGUAGGUAGGUACUAGUAGUAUAGUGUGUUUUUUGCGGGGUUGACUAGGUAAUAAUGUAAUCAGCAGUAGGUUAAAAUAAUAGAAGCCGCCGGUGACCGGAUUGAGGUUUCACGGCC
This is a messenger RNA of Canariomyces notabilis, 2977 nucleotides long. RefSeq lists its product as uncharacterized. NCBI's taxonomy places the organism in Eukaryota, Fungi, Ascomycota, Sordariomycetes, Sordariales, Chaetomiaceae. The transcript is spliced from 2 exons. The coding region runs from base 317 to 2797 and encodes 826 amino acids. The record is from RefSeq and is a predicted model, not a curated record.